AUGGAAGGGCCGAGCAAUCUCCACAUUCAGCACAUUCUCCGGCUCUCAUCCAAAACGACGUCCCUCUCCUACCACCUCACCACACACCUACGCCUCAAUGGCGUCUACUGGGGCCUCGCCGCCCUCGAGCUCAUGUCGCCAGGCUCCUCUCUCCUUCCCGCACAAGAUCUGGUUGAUUUCGUGCGAUCAUGCUACGAUGCAAGCUCAGGGGGCUUCGGGAGCUUCCCAGGUCAUGACGCACAUGUGUUGAGCACCUGCUCAGCCGUGCAGGUUUUGGCCAUCAAGGGACGUUUGGAAGACUUGCCAGAUCGAGAGGCGACGGUGGCGUUUAUUCUCUCGCUCUUCAACCCAGUCACGGGACUUCUUUACGGAGAUCGGUCGCGACUAGAGGAGGACAAUCGUUUCCUCUAUUGCGCCGUGAAUGCUCUGGCGCAUCUGAGUGCAUUGGACAGGCUGGAUAAGGAGAGAGCGGUGCAGGGCGUAUUGAGCUGCGUGAAUUUCGAUGGCGGGUUCGGGCGGGUGCAAGGAGCUGAGAGCCAUGCUGCUCAAGCCUUUACGUGCCUGGGCAUUCUCUCCAUCCUCUCCUCAUUAGAUCGCCUGCCCUACCAGGGACAGCGCGCCGCCGCCUGGCUCUCAGAGCGUCAGCUGCCCGGUGGUGGCUUGAAUGGCCGCCCACAGAAGUUGGAGGACGUCUGCUAUUCGUGGUGGGUACUGAGCUCACUCAGUAUCUUGAGGAAAUUGGACUGGAUUGACGGGGAGAAGUUGAGACGGUUCAUUUUGUCGGCACAGGACCCGGACCUCGGAGGCAUCGCAGACCGACCGGGCAACGUGAGCGACGUCUAUCAUACCUUCUUUGGGUGCGCUGGCCUCUCUCUAUUGGGACAUGAGGGUCUGCAGCCCAUCGACCCAGUCUAUGCCAUGCCGCAGCGCGUGGUGCGUGAGCUGGGCAUGGAGAGACCGUACCAGCGAGCGCUGAUAAAGCCAAGUAGCUGA
This is a messenger RNA of Jaminaea rosea, 993 nucleotides long. Its product is annotated as terpenoid cyclases/Protein prenyltransferase. The transcript has 4 exons. Gene Ontology annotation, molecular function: Rab geranylgeranyltransferase activity. Gene Ontology annotation, biological process: protein geranylgeranylation. Lineage: Eukaryota; Fungi; Basidiomycota; Exobasidiomycetes; Microstromatales. The coding region runs from base 1 to 993 and encodes 330 amino acids. Gene Ontology annotation, cellular component: Rab-protein geranylgeranyltransferase complex. The record is from RefSeq and is a predicted model, not a curated record.